AUGAACGAGAAUCUGUUCAGAAAAAGACUUUUUGCAAGUGGGUGAAUUCUCAUCUUGUUAGAGCCAACUGUCGAAUCACAGAUUUGUACCUCGAUCUUAGAGAUGGCAAGAUGUUGAUUAAGUUACUGGAAAUCCUCUCUGGAGAGCGUCUUCCAAGGCCAACAAAAGGAAAAAUGCGCAUUCACUGUUUAGAAAAUGUGGACAAAGCCCUUCAGUUCUUAAGAGAGCAGAGAGUUCACCUAGAGAACCUUGGAUCACAUGAUAUUGUAGAUGGCAGUGCAAGGCUCACCCUUGGCCUCAUAUGGACUAUCAUUUUGAGGUUCCAGAUUCAAGAUAUAACUAUUGAAGAAGUUGACAAUCAAGAAACACGGUCAGCAAAGGAUGCUUUGUUGUUGUGGUGCCAGAUGAAAACAGCAGGAUAUCCUAAUGUAAACAUACGUAACUUCACUACUAGCUGGAGGGAUGGAUUGGCUUUUAAUGCUCUCAUUCACAAACAUAGGCCAGACCUAAUCCAGUAUGAAAGACUCUCCAGAUCAAAUGCCACCUAUAACCUCAACAAUGCUUUCAAUGUAGCAGAACAGAAAUUGGGUCUUACUAAACUAUUAGAUCCAGAAGAUGUAUAUGUGGACUGUCCUGAUGAGAAAUCCAUCAUCACUUAUGUUGUCACCUAUUACCAUUACUUUUCCAAAAUGAAGGCAGAGACUGUUCAAGGAAGAAGAAUUGGGAAGGUUGUUGGAGAAGCAAUGGAAAAUGACAGAAUGGCUCAUGAAUAUGAAACCUUAACUUCAGACUUGCUUCAGUGGAUUGAACAUACUAUUGCUGCCCUAUCGGACAGACAUUUCGCAAAUUCUUUGGUUGGAGUACAGCAACAAAUGACUUCAUUUAACACAUACAGGACAGUGGAGAAACCACCAAAGUUUAUUGAAAAAGGUGACCUUGAGGUACUUCUGUUUACUCUGCAAAGCAAAAUGAGAGCAAAUAACCAAAAGCCAUAUUUUCCAAAGGAAGGAAAGAUGAUCUCUGACAUAAACAAAGCUUGGGAGAAACUGGAGAAAGCAGAACACGAACGAGAGUUGGCUUUACGAGAAGAACUAAUAAGGCAAGAGAAACUGGAGCAGUUAGCUGCACGUUUUGAUCGUAAAGCUGGAAUGCGAGAAACUUGGCUCAGCGAGAAUCAGAGACUUGUAUCACAAGACAAUUUUGGAUUUGAUCUUGCAUCUGUAGAAGCAGCAGCUAAAAAACAUGAAGCUAUUGAAACAGACAUUUAUGCAUAUGAGGAAAGAGUUCAAGCUGUUGUUGCUGUGGCCCAAGAACUAGAAGCUGAAAACUAUCAUGAUAUUGAUCGCAUUAAUGCCAGGAAAGACAACGUCCUCCGUCUGUGGAACUACCUGCUUGAGUUACUGAGAUCUCGAAGGGGAAGGCUUGAAUUAUCAAUCUCAUUACAACAGACAUUCCAAGAAAUGAUCUACAUUCUUGACUCAAUGGAAGAGAUAAAGGCACGAUUAUUGACAGAUGAUUUUGGGAAGCAUCUUAUGGGUGUUGAAGAUUUGCUCCAGAAACACAGCUUAGUAGAAGCAGAUAUCAACGUACUUGGAGAGAGAGUGAAGGCAGUUGUACAACAUGUGCAGCAGUUCAUUUUUGAGGACCCUAAAGGAGGUUAUCAACCAUGUGAACCCCAAGUUGUAAAAGACAGGAUCCAUCAACUUGAAGCUGCAUACUCUGAGCUAGUUCAGCUAGCUCUAGAGAGGCGUAAUAAGUUGGAGGAAUCAAGAAAACUCUGGCAAUUCUACUGGGAAAUGACAGAUGAAGAAGCUUGGAUAAAGGAAAAAGAACAAAUUUUGUCUCAAGGAGACAUUGGACACGAUCUUACAACUGUUCAGCUCCUCAUUAGUAAAAAUAAGGCACUAGAAGAUGAGAUUUUAGUCCAUGAACAGCAGUUACGAGGGGUUAUCCAGAUUGGAGAAGACUUGAUUACUGCUCAUCACUUUGGCUCAAGCAGCAUCAAGAACCGUAUUGAGGAUAUCCAGGGUAUGUGGGAACACUUAAAAAAUCUUCAAGCACUACGUACAAAGCGACUCAAUGAAGCAGUGGAUUACCAUCAGUUCUUUGCUGAUGCUGAUGAUGUGGACACAUGGAUGUUGGACAGCUUGCGUCUGGUUUCUAGUGAAGAUGUUGGAAGAGAUGAAGCCAAUGUACAGUCCUUGCUAAAGAAACAUAAGGAUGUGACAGAUGAACUAAAAAAUUUCUCCAACACCAUUGAUAUGUUACACGAACAAGCCAACAACCUUGGUGAACAGGACCGAGAAGCACCUGAAGUUCUAGAACGUCUGGCCAGUAUUGACAGAAGAUACAAAGAACUUCUUGACUUAGCAAAACUUCGCAAGCAGCGUUUGCUUGAUGCCUUGUCCUUGUAUAAGUUAUUUAAUGAGGCUGAUGGUGUGGAACAGUGGAUUGAGGAGAAGGAGAAGAUGCUUGAUAGCAUGGUCAUGAGUCGUGACAUGGAGGACAUUGAGGUGAUGAAACAUCGUUUCGAGGGAUUUGAACAAGAGAUGAAUUCCAAUGCCUCUAGAGUUGCUGUAGUUAAUCAGCUAGCAAGACAACUUCUUCAUGUUGAACAUCCUAAUUCUGAGGAAAUAACAGCAAGGCAGAACCAGCUUAAUCACAAAUGGGCUGCACUGUCUGAAAAGGCUGAUCACAAACGGGAGGAGAUCAACUUGGCUCAUGGAGUUCAAACUUUCCAUAUUGAAUGUAGAGAAACAAUUAGCUGGAUUGAAGAGAAGACUAAGCUCCUGCAGGCUACAGAGGAAUUGGGUAAUGAUCUUACAGGCAUCAUGACACUUCAGAGACGACUAAGUGGAAUGGAAAGGGAUUUGGCUGCCAUUCAAGCCAAGUUGGACUCGCUGGAAAAAGAAGCAGAGAAUAUUCAAAAAGAUAAUCCUGAGGAAGCCGAGUCUAUUCGUGAAAGGAUUGUCCAGAUCAAAGAAGUUUGGGAAAAUCUUACACAUUUGCUUAAAGAUCGUGACUCCAAGUUGGAAGAGGCUGGAGACUUGCAUCGUUUCCUCCGUGACCUGGACCACUUCCAAGCUUGGCUUACAAAGACUCAAACAGAUGUGGCAUCUGAAGACAUUCCCUCAAACCUGGCAGAGGCUGAGAAGCUACUGAGCCAGCACCAACAGAUUAAGGAAGAGAUUGAUAAUUACACAGAAGACUAUAAAAACAUGAUGGAUUAUGGAGAGCAAAUCACUCAAGAUCAGACUGAUCCACAGUACAUGUUCUUGCGUGAGCGUCUACGAGCUCUACAGGAUGGGUGGACAGAACUUCAGAAGAUGUGGGAAAAUAGACAGCAGCUGUUGUCCCAGAGUUUGAACCUCCAGAUGUGCAUGAGGGAUGGCAAACAGGCAGAAGUACUUCUUAACCAACAAGAACAUUACCUCUUCAAGGAUGAAACUCCUACCAGUCUUGAGCAGGCUGAGAAUAUGAUUAAAGAUCAUGAGGCUUUCUUGACCACAAUGGAAGCCAAUGAUGAGAAAAUUAACUCUGUUAUCCAGUUUUCUCAACGCUUAUGCGAUGAAGGUCAUUUUGCUGCAGAUAAAAUACACAAAAAAGCUGAAAAUAUUGCUGAAAGACGAACUGCUAAUCGUGACAGAGCCAAUGAACAAAUGGAGAAACUUAAAGAUCAACUACAACUUCAUCAAUUUCUCCAAAACUGUGAUGAGUUAUCAGACUGGAUGCAGGAGAAGUACAUUAUUGCCCAAGAUGAGUCUUACCGAAGUGCUAAAACUGUACACAGCAAGUGGACUCGCCACCAAGCCUUUGAAGCUGAGCUUGCAUCUAACAAGCAUCGAUUACUUAAAGUUGAUGAGACUGGCCGAGAGCUGAUAGCUGAAAAACCUGAAAUGAAAGAAACUAUUGAACCAAGACUCAAUGAAUUGGCCCAACAGUUUGAAGCAUUAGAGAAGAUAACUGAAGAAAAAGGCCAGAAACUCUUUGAUGCUAAUCGACAAGUUUUAUAUGAACAGACCUGUGAUGAUAUUGAUGGUUGGAUUACAGAACUGGAGAACCAAGUUCUUACAGCAGAGACUGGUCAAGAUUUAACUAGUGUUAACUUAAUUCUGCAGAAGCAGCAGAUGAUAGAGACACAGAUGGCAAUGAAAGAAAAGCAAGUUUCAGAAAUUAAAGACCAGGCUGCAUAUCUUGAGAAAAUGGAUCCAGACAAAAUAGAGGAAGUCACAGCUAAAAAGCAAUAUGUGGAAAACAGAUUCCAGAAACUCCAAGCUCCAUUGCUUGAAAGGAAAGAACAACUCCUUAAGAAGAAAGAAGCCUACCAGUUCCGCAGGGAUGUGGAGGAUGAGAAAUUAUGGAUUCAAGAAAAGAUGCCAUUAGCUACUUCCUCCGAUUAUGGAAAUAGUUUGUUUGGUGUACUAAUGCUCAAAAAGAAGCAUCAGUCUCUCCGCACAGAAAUUGACAAUCAUGAGCCACGAAUAAUGAACAUAUGUGACAAUGGAGAUAAACUUAUAAAUGAAGGUCAUGAAGAUUCUGAAGAAUUUAAGAAACUUAUUGAAGAACUUCUGUCUUUGUGGGAGGAACUUAAGAAUGCCACUGACAACCGAAAGAAAAAAUUGGAUGAGUCUGAAAAAGCACACCAGUACUACUUUGAUGCCUCUGAGGCUGAAGCCUGGAUGAGUGAACAGGAAUUAUAUAUGAUGGUAGAAGACCGUGGUAAAGAUGAAUUUAGUGCACAGAAUCUCAUGAAGAAACACCAGUCUCUGGAGAAUGAGGUAGAAGAUUAUGCUGAAACAGUUCGACAGCUUGGUGAGACUGCUAAAGAACUAAUUGCAGAAGGUCAUCCUGAGAGUGAUGUCAUAGCUGUUCGACAGUCGCAGGUAGACAAACUUUAUGCAGGAUUGAAAGACCUUGCUUUAGAACGACGUGGCAAACUUGAUGAAGCCUUGAAACUUUUCUCUCUCAACCGAGAAGUGGAUGAUCUAAUGCAGUGGAUAGCUGAAAGAGAAGUAGUUGCAGGCUCUCAUGAACUAGGCCAAGACUAUGACCAUGUGACAAUGCUGCGUGACAGAUUCAAGGAGUUUGCUAGAGACACUGAGGUAAUUGGUACAGAGCGUGUGACAAAUGCAAAUGAGAAUGCUGACCACCUGAUCAACAUUGGUCAUUCAGACAGUGCAACCAUUGCCGAAUGGAAAGAUACACUUAAUGAAGCCUGGGCAGACCUGUUGGAACUCAUUGAUACUCGAACACAGAUGUUGGCUGCAUCCUGGCGAUUACACAGAUUUUUCCAUGACUGUAAAGAUGUUUAUGCUCGCAUUCUGGAAAAACAAAAUGCUCUCUCUGAUGAACUUGGUAGAGACGCUGUUAGUGUUUCACAUCUCCAGCGGAAACAUGGCAGUUUUGAACACGAUUUACAGACACUAGAGAUAGCUGUCCAGCAAAUCAAAGAUGAAUCUGCAGAUCUUCAAACUGCUUAUGCUGGUGACAAAGCUAUGGAAAUCACAAGCAGAGAGGGUGAUGUAGUAAAUGCCUGGCUUGUACUGUUGUCCAUGUGUGAAAACAGAAGAGUGAAACUUGCCGAUACUGGAGAUCUCUUCAGAUUUCUCAAUAUGGUUCGAGACCUCAUGUUAUGGAUGGAUGAUGUCAUCAGACAGAUGAAUACAUCAGAAAAACCAAGAGAUGUAUCUGGUGUGGAACUGCUAAUGAACAACCAUCAGAGUCUGAAAGCAGAGAUAGAUGCUAGAGAAGAUAACAUCUCUGUCUGCAUCAACUUGGGGAAGGAACUUCUUUCUAGGAAUCAUUAUGCAUCAGCUGAAAUUAAAGAAAAAUUGUUAACCCUAACAAACCAGAAGACCUCCAUGAUGGAAAGGUGGGAAGAACGAUGGGAACACCUACAGCUGAUUCUGGAAGUGUACCAGUUUGCAAGAGAUGCAACUGUGGCAGAGACUUGGUUAAUAGCACAGGAACCUUACCUUCUGAGCCAGGAACUAGGGCAUACAAUUGAUGAAGUUGAACAGCUGAUUAAGAAACAUGAAGCAUUUGAAAAAUCUGCAACUGCCCAAGAAGAAAGAUUUUCAGCAUUAGAAAGACUAACAACAUUUGAAUUAAAAGAGUACAAAAAACGAGAAGAGGAAGAAGCUGAAAGGAGAAGACAAGAAGAAUUAGCCAGACAAGCACCACCAGAACCUGUAGUUGAAGAAAUUAUUACUGGGGAUAGAGUUGAUGGCCAACCUUCACCUGUCGAAGAUAAAGAGCAGGCAGUAGUGAAUGGUGAACAAGAACUAGUAGAAGAGGGAAAACCAGAAGCCAUAUCAGAACCUGUUUUACCUUCAACUGAGUCCCGAUCUGCUCCGUCAAAGAAAUCUAGUCCUGUUUCUGCUCCUUCAGAAGAAGAUACUCAGUUUGAAGGAUUACUCGUGAGGAAACAUGAAUGGGAGUCCACUACAAAGAAAGCAACCAAUAGGUCUUGGGAUAAGAUCUACUUGGUUCUUCGUGGAAGUAUGUUGUUAGCCUAUAAAGAUCAGAAACAUUACAAACAGGAACCAGAAUUCUAUUUCCGCAAUGAGUCCCCAAUUGACCUUAGGGGAGCCACUGUUGAAGUAGCUUCAGAUUAUACCAAGAAGAAACAUGUUUUCAGGCUAAAGUUAUCUGCUGGUGGUGAAUAUCUCUUUCAAGGAAAGGAUGAUGAUGAAAUGAAUAGCUGGAUUCAGAAACUUCAAGUUGCAUUAACAGAGGCUGAUGGCUCAGCAGGCCCCUCCCGCUCCCAGACCCUUCCUGCAAAGGCUGAAGGAGAGCGCAAGGAUGAACAUAAACGUCGCAGCUUCUUUACUUUGAAGAAAAACUAGAAGUGGGAGCUCGACGUAGUUGGAAGGAAAGCAGUAUAAUGAAGCAGCAAGGAGCCCAGGUCUAUUAGCUUUUAACAUAAAAUAAAGACUUGUGUAGAUUUAUUUUUCUUGGUUUGAAAAGUUUUUAUAUGCAUAUUAAGUUUGUGGAAUUAUGCUUUUCUUUUGAUUACUGUUUAGAUUCAAGAUGACAGAGUUAAAAAGACUGGUUAAUUGGUUUUUAGUUAGAAAAUAUAUGUGCUUGUGUUUAAAAUGAGAUUUUGUUUUUAAACUUAAUAUUUGUUUAAUAAUGUGUUAGCUUUCUUUUUUUUCUUUUUUUUCUUUAACCAACUGAUGAAAACUCGAGGUCUUAGGAAUAUUCCACACUGGUCUUGGGAGCAAGCACUUUCUUUUGUAACUUUUUAAGUUAUGUCGUAUCUUUAUCUAUAUACAGUUAUAUAUAUAAGGUAUUUAAAAUUGAUUGUUGACAAGCACAGACAUAUGCUGUGAGUAUUCCAUUUUCAAUUCACAUGCUUUGUCAAGUUCCAUUUCUUCCUAUCAGAUUUAUUUAAAUUUUAGAAACAAUUUUAAAAUUAAGAAAUGCUACAAAUGGGUGAUCUUUUUACAAGUCUAAUGUUGAAAAAAAAGUUCAUAUCUGAUAAAUUCCAUUUUUAGUUUUAGAUGUGUUUCCUAAAGUAAUGUUUGUCAUUUCAACUUGUAGACAUUUCUAGAAAAACUACUCUAAAGUAUUGUGAGCAGCUCUGAAAACUGGAGAAUAAUAAAAUGUUUAGAUCCAUUUGUAUGUG
This is a messenger RNA of Limulus polyphemus (Atlantic horseshoe crab), 7630 nucleotides long. Its product is annotated as spectrin beta chain-like. Gene Ontology annotation, biological process: actin cytoskeleton organization; neuron development. The transcript has 47 exons. The record is from RefSeq and is a predicted model, not a curated record. NCBI's taxonomy places the organism in Eukaryota, Metazoa, Arthropoda, Merostomata, Xiphosura, Limulidae. Gene Ontology annotation, molecular function: phospholipid binding; actin filament binding; structural constituent of cytoskeleton. Gene Ontology annotation, cellular component: spectrin; cell junction; cell projection. The annotation marks the transcript as partial.